Polyodon spathula (Mississippi paddlefish) is the source of this 3077-nucleotide messenger RNA. RefSeq names its product pleckstrin homology domain containing, family A (phosphoinositide binding specific) member 3 (gene plekha3). Gene Ontology annotation, biological process: receptor recycling; retrograde transport, endosome to Golgi; endosome organization. Gene Ontology annotation, cellular component: recycling endosome; trans-Golgi network; early endosome. The record is from RefSeq and is a predicted model, not a curated record. Bases 253 to 1158 code for a protein of 301 amino acids. The transcript is spliced from 8 exons. NCBI's taxonomy places the organism in Eukaryota, Metazoa, Chordata, Actinopteri, Acipenseriformes, Polyodontidae.
GUCAAUCUGAAAAAAAAAAAACAGGAACCUGACGAUGGCGUUUUAUCUGAAUGUGUUCAUGAUAUAGUUCAACAACAUACGAGAUAAGAAAAUGAAUGAUACGAUACUCUUGUACGUUAUUAUAAACAUCUUGCCUUUAUCCAAAAUGCCCGGUCCAUCUGGCUAGAAAUUUACCGAUUGCGAUCUGAAGAUUCUAAGCCUCUAGUACUAACAGGGGUCAAACCUAUUUUGCAAAGAGCAUUUCUAUGAAUUAUGGAAGGAGUAUUGUACAAGUGGACAAACUACAUUACCGGUUGGCAGCCACGCUGGUUUGUGCUGGAUAAUGGAAUACUGUCCUAUUAUGAUUCUGAAGAUGAUGUUUGCAAAGGCAGUAAAGGGAGUAUCAAAAUGUCAGUGUGUGAAAUUAAAGUUCACCCAGCAGACAAUUCCAGGAUGGAGCUGAUUAUUCCUGGGGAACAGCACUUCUAUGUGAAAGCGGUCAAUGCUGCUGAAAGACAGAGGUGGCUUGUGGCCUUAGGAAGUUCAAAAGCAUGUUUGACUGACACCAGAACAAAAAAAGAAAAAGAAAUUAAGGAAACCACUGAGUCUCUGAAAACGAAGAUGUCUGAACUGCGAUUAUACUGUGAUUUGUUGAUGCAGCAGGUCCACACGAUACAGGAAUCGGUAAAUCAGGAGGCAAACCACACAUCGCCCAGCACAGAGAACUUGAAUGAAGCCUCCUCUCUGCUGAGUGCCACGUGCAAUACUUUUAUUACAACACUUGAAGAAUGCAUGAAGAUAGCAAAUGCCAAGUUCAAGCCAGAAAUGUUCAAGUUAUCUCAUCCUGAUUCUGUUGUGUCUCCAGUUUCACCAUCCCCUGUACAAAUGGUUCGGAUGAAACGCUCUGUGAGUCAUCCUGGUAGCUACAGUUUUGAAAGUAGGACAAGCCACUCGCCAAAGGAGUCAGUAUCUUCACUGCUGCGAUUAUCGCAGAGACGAACCAGGACUUAUUCUGACACAGAAUCACACAGUGAUAGCUGCACCGAAGAUGCAGACAGGACUGCACAGUGUUCAAAUAACUUUGUCAAUGGGGAUUUUGCACCAAUGACUAUCCCAGAGGAAACCAGCACUGCUCCAAGGAAAAUAUCAGAGACUCCUGUUCCAAUGAUGUCAUCCUGAAACUAAUGGGAACCUUUUGUCAACCUUUUACACACAAACUGCUAUGCAAUCUCAGCUGGCAUUGCAGUACUUGCAUAAUGGGAAGUACUGAAUUAUUUCACUUCGAAGAAUUUCUUUGCACUUUAAAGAAUAAUGUAAAAGCGUAAACUUGCAGACUAAUUGGUUUUGAGUUUUUUUUUUUAGAGAGAACCACCCAAUUAACAAGGCAAUGUAAAUGUGAAUUUCUACAAUGGUGUUAUAUAUUCAGUCAAGAGGACACGUUCAGAUCUUGAUGACUGCUAGACUUGAGUAGGUCGUGUGUUUUGGAAAAUAACCUUGAAGAAGAGGUUUGAUAAAUGUGCCAAGGACCAAUAAAUAAUAACCCAGUAAGGUUAUUUUAUUUGGUUGUUAAUUUGUAUUUAUUUUAUUUUUUUUCUGUGGGUAGGCUGCUCUAAAUAUUAUAAAGACCUUUGCAAGUGAGGCCUUACAGCAUUCGCUUAUUUAGAUUUUUUUAAUUUUUUUUUUUUAAGUUCCAGUGUCACUGUUAAUCACCAUAAUUCACAAAAAUAUAUUUGACAUUUUAAAAUUCUAAUAUGUCACUACCGUCAACCAGCUGGAAAGCACAGGACGUUUUGUUACUAUCAUACACAACUGUGUUUUCAUAUUGGAAUGCAGCAUGGUGCACUAGUUUGGUAUUGCACUGUCAUACACAUCUAAAGGAAGGAAUUUUCCAAUGUUAAGAAAUACAUGUAAAACAUUGUAGUAGUGUACAUUAGAUUUAAAUUUUCAUCGUUCAUUAAAACUUUUAUUUAACAAGGUUGUACAGUAUUUUUUUCUGCCUGGAUAUCCCAUACUAAAGUAGCCACAAACAAUAGAACAGAAAUUUCAACAAUACUGGUUACUGUACGUUGUGCAGCAACUCAACAACAAAUAUGCUCCCUCUUUUAUUUUGCCUUAAUGUAACUUUAACAGAACAAAAGGAAUCCAACUCAAGCUUAGAUGCAAAAAGGUGCUAAAUUAGCUUUCUUUUUUUUUUUUUUGAUUUGCGCAAAUCCUGAAAGAGAAAAAAAAAAAAAGUUACCAUGUACAAGUUAUUUAGAAACGUGUCAAAGGAGAAGCCCUGUUAGCUGUUUUUUUAAUUAAUUAUUUUAUUUUUUUAUUUAUAGUACUAGGAACUUGUUUACGGUCUUUGAAUGAUUUCACAUUAAUUACACGUAUACGGAACACAUAACCUUUGAAAAAAAUAAAUAAAUAAAUAAAAUUGUGUUUUAUAAGCCAUUCAGUUUUCUCAGGACUGAAUAUGUAUGAAUUAUGUCAUGCUUAAAAUGUGUUUUGAUAAUUAUUUUAGCUGAAUAUGUUAAUGAAGUACUUGAGUGUUUGUAAAUAAACAGUAUGCUUGUUUUGUUUUUAUCUACCAAAGUUUAUAGAUAAUAUAUUUAAACAUUCAGUAAGAGUAAUACUCAGCUUUCAUUUGGAUGACUUGUAGACAAAGAAAACUAACGCCCAGUUACAUUGAAUUGGUAUUUGUUGGUUGAAACGGCUGGUGCCAACCAAUUGGGCUAGUAAUGACAAAUGCAUUGUAGUUAAGGUUGUAUAUAAAGAUACUCUGACUUUCAUACUUAGAAAUACUUAUGUUUUAUUUAAGGUAUUAUUCCCUAUUUGCUCCAAGGAUAAAGACGGCUAAUCAGUAUAUUUUGUCAGCAAGUUCUGUGAAAGCAAAACCACAUGUUGUUACUUUUUUUAACCAAAUAAAUAACAUUUAAAAUAGCCAAGGAUUCAGACCCUCCAAUUAUUUUUGUUAAUGCACAAUCUUAGAGAAUUUUAUAAUAUAUGGGCUAUCUGGUCAUGUUUUAUGAGAAAAUUAUACAUUUUUACUGCUGAUUCUGGUUACAGUUAACUUGUUACAAGCUGAGACACUUGUUUCCAGUUGUGAAAUAAAA